Pelobates cultripes (western spadefoot toad) is the source of this 41954-nucleotide messenger RNA. The record is from the annotation of a GenBank genome assembly. Lineage: Eukaryota; Metazoa; Chordata; Amphibia; Anura; Pelobatidae.
AUGAAUAUACCAAGGUCCAGAGACAGACCUCAGCAUCUUCCUCAUCAAGGUCCAGAAAGAGACCUCAGUAUCUUCCUCACCGAGGUCCAGAAGCAGACCUCAGCAUCUUCCUCACCGAGAUCCAGAGGCAGACCUCAACAUCUUCCUCACCAAGGUCCAGAGGCAGACCUCAACAUCUUCCUCACCAAGGUCCAGAGGCAGACCUCGGCAUCUUCCUCACCAAGGUCCAGAGGCAGACCUCGGCAUCUUCCUCACCAAGGUCUAGAGGCAGACCUCGGCAUCUUCCUCACCAAGGUCCAGAGGCAGACCUCAGAUGGGAUUAGGUCAGACAGAGAGCUUCUGUGUCAGAAGUAGUGGAGGCAGGGAGCGGUAAGAUUUCAAAGUGUACUAAAACAGUUUUACGAUUUACAAUAAGGGCUGACAGGGAACUCCUGACAGCUCACUUGUUGGUUAUUGUGGUUGAAGCUUUUCUUUAACUCAUAAUAAAUUAAUAUACAGCAGUAUUUUUGGAGUCGAAAGGUAAAGCACUACAGAUUUUAGUAGGGAAUGGAAGAAACAGUGGACUUAUGGAGCAAAUCAUUUAAAAUAAUAUAAGACAGGAUAACCAACUGCAGCCCAAUCAAAAAAAGGCACCCAACUUGUGUGGGUGUUAUUGGAGUCUUAUUGUAUUUGUUACAAAAGUGUCCCUGAAAACUUUUAGCUUUACCAAUGAUUAUAUGUAUCUUCAUCUCCAAUGCCCAAGGCUUAACCUCUAUACUCGCUGGUGAAAUCUUUUCCGCUAUGAGUCGUGCAAGAACUGAAUUAGAGGGUCUAUGAUCUAGGGUUUGGCAUCUCCAAUCAACAAAUGUUUUGAAACAGGAAGCCAAUAUCUCUAUAACUAUAAAGCAUGCUGUUGUGUUAUGGUGCUUGCACAUUGCUUGCACAUGUCAUCAAGUCAGGGGAGAGGUUUGCGAUGUCUAUUCUGUUCAUGCAAUAACACUUAUUUUAAUGUGUUACUGAAAUUACUGAAAAAAAAUUUCAAGACCUCUCAGGUGUUGCGUUUGCUUAGAUUUCAAUGAAUUUGUUAAAGUGUUGCUAGCUUCCUUUGGCAAGAUUGUGAUUAAUAGGAUUAUUUCAGCAAUCUGAUUAUGGCAUAAUUGGCAUUUAAAGGGACACUGUAGGCAACCAGACCACUUCAUUUAAUUAAAGUGGUAUGGGUGCAGUGUCCCUUUUAAACCUAGUGCUGCAAUGUUAAACAUUGCAGUUCCAGAGAAACUGCAAUGUUUACAUAGCAGCACUAAGUCUACCCACAGUGGCUGUCUACCAAACAGCCACUAAAGGGCUUCCUUAAUCGAAACAGACCUUUGGUCCAGUAUCUGACGGUGGACGUCAUUGAUUCAAUGCUUUCCUAUAGGGAGGUCUAAUGCGUGUGAGGCAUUUGCGCACACGCGCAUUAGUGCCCACUCGUCAUAGCACGUCGGAGGGGGCAGAGUGUCGCCCCAGUGCUGAGGGACAACGAUGCUGAGAUCAGGUAAGUAAAUAAAGGGUUUUUAACCUUUUAUUUACUGGGGGGGAGGCACAAGGGAGCGGGGAGACGGGGGGGAGUGAGUGUCAGGAAAGCAGCUUUGUAUUCCUGGCAUUAUAGUAUACCUUUAAAAGCUCUGGAAAAAGCCCUAUUAAUAGCACACCGGCAUCUAUACACGUAGUGAUAAAUAUUAAAUAUGCAACUGGAAUUUUCCAAUACAAAUAAAAAUUUUCCCUGAUACAAAAACAAAGCAGGCCGUGCAACAAAAUCAUAGGGAUCACUGCAAAAAUUGAAUAACCUACCAAGAGACUUUAAAUCUUCCACAAUUCUGCAGUCUUUCAAAUUGUCUCCCUUCUUGUAUAUCUCCAAUCAAGCCAAGCCUGUAACAACUGCUAAUGGUUGUCUAUGUUUUGUGGAUUGUAAAUGUGCAUCCUUGUAAAAUUGUGUUUUCUCAUUCCAGGAUAUAAUUUACAGUACGAGAAAUCUCAAUACAUUGUUGCUGGUAAAACACUUUCCAAACUGAGGAUAUUGACAGUGAUCUAACUGCUAUAUAUUGAGAUUAAAAAUAUAGAAUCAAUCUACAUAAUACUUCCUUUUUUCUAGUGCCUCGCAAUGGUCACUGCUGGAAAUAAACUUCCUCUUUACCUUAUCUGAUGGUAUUUUAAAGUUAUUUGUGAAUCAGAUACUAUUUGUUUCAUAUGGAAACAUAAAAUAUGGAACAGACAAUGUUAAUUUAUAGUGGCUUAUAUUUAUACUAAUUUAAAGUUCUUCCAUACCAGGAGCUUUUGAUUGCACUAAAGGUUUAACUGUGUUGUGUUUUAGAGUCGCUGGGCAACAGAGUGACACAAGUGACUCGAAUGCCUGUGGGGAUCUGGGAGCGCUUGUUUCUGCCUUCACAUUUGCACAGCAUGUGUAUUUGGCAGAUCUUGGACCUCACUUUGAGACUUUAAUAAAUGUUGCUAGGAAGUAAAAUGCAAGGUUCUAUACAGAACUACAACAAGCUUGCACGGUUAUUCCAGGGGAAUGGCUUGAAAUCUAAACUGAACCCAAAGUGAACUUUACAUUUUUGUCAUGGUUAUGCUACCCUAACAUGCAGAGCUUCGGUCAAAGUGUAAGAAAAUAGAACAGAAUGUAAUACCGGAUCUUUGAGUAGUCGGGCUUAAAGUGUCAGGUCACCCCUCCCAAUAGGAUUUAAAAAAAAACCAAUUUUUUAAUGCAUUUAAAAGGAUUGGAAUAGCCCUUUAAAUUACUUGUCCAAUAGUGCUGAGAGAGUAUUUACUCUGAAUGAGCAUCAUGGACACUUAGCCCAUGGGCAUCUGAAUCACCAUUGCUGUACUGCUUUUUAUAUUUUUAUAUUCUAGGGCAGUGAUGGCGAACCUAUGGCACGCGUGCCACAGGUGGCACGCCGGGCCCUUUCUGUGGGCACUCGGCCAUUGAUUCGCCAUCAAUGCAGAGUAGGCACCUGCCUGCCCAAAACGGCAGGCACCUACUCUGCUUCUGUGUCGGGAGGCAGGGGGAGGAAUCUGUGAAGCAGCUCCUCUGUCCUCCCGCAAGCAAUCUGUGUGGAGCGUUGCCGCGCGUUACCAUGGCAACGCUCCACACAGCAUCGCGCGGGAGGAAAGGGGAGCUGCUUCACAGAUCCCUCCCGCUGCCUCCCGACAUGGAAGCAGUGCUUGCCACCACCGGACCACCAGGGAUGGCUGUGUGCCCCCCCUCCUUCAUUUAAGGUAAGAAGGAGGGAGGGGGGGAUACUGAUUUAGCAUACUUUUUUUUUUAAACACCCUUACCCCAGCCCCACACACACAGCACCCCUACCCCCACAGUACCCCUACCCCCCACACAGAGUACCCUACCCCCACACAGUACACCUUACCCCACACACCCCCUACCCCCCACACAGAGUACCCCUACCCUGCCACACAGCACCCCUGUAAGCUUAAUUUUAUCUGUUUAUAUCAUUAUUUAAAAUUUGUAUCAUUGAACUCUCCGUUGUUGUGUUCUUUUAAAACAAAAGUUGUUAAUUAGUUCGGACAACAGUACGAGUUGUUUUUCUAAACUUAAACCUCAGUAUUGAGGUUUAAUUGCCGUGUUGGCACUUUAAGGAAAAAAAAGUUGGCAUGUAUUGUGGUUUGGGCACUCGGGCUCAAAAAGGUUCGCCAUCACUGUUCUAGGGACUGAUUUUACUUAGAUGUCAGUAAACUGCAUUUCUCAUGAUGCUCAGCCUGUUUGGACCUGUCCCUGCUGGCAUCUGAGAAGUAAGUCUGACCCUAGAAAAAAACAGCACAAACUAUUUAAACUAAAUGAAAUUGUAUCCCAUAUAAGGAUUCUCCAUGCUUAAAGGAACACUAUAGAGCUAGGAUUACAAACGUAAACACUACAGUGCUCUUCUACUUAGAACUAAAGAAAAAAUGAUGACAGCUGCUUCUGAUUUGCUGCGCCCCAUACAGAUUCUGUCAAUUGAUGCCCUCAGCCUAGUCAUCUGUCAAGUGCUGAUACAUGUACAUUGUUCUGUAUCUCUAAAGAUACUAGUCUGUUCACACUACUUAAAGCAAAACAGUAAAACUUUAAACUUUAAGGCUGGGUUUGAAAACCUUUUUUUCCCGCAUGAGGGGAGGAUGCCAUGUCUGUAAAUUGAUGGAGGGCUGCCAUUAUCCAUAUCGUAAAAAAAAAAAAGAUAAUAAUAGCAGAUGGCUCCCUAAUUUGCUAUACUUAUGCGGUAUUGCAAUAUUUAAAGGAUACCAAACUGGGGAACAAGCUACUAAACAGCCCUUGACUUAAUUUUGAUCUUUAAGCAGGUUGGUGGAUAGCCAUCUAAUUUGGUAUCCUCACGUGGAAUUGCCAUAUUUAAAUGGCUACUCUAACCCUUCUUACAUAUUUUUUUUAAAGAAAAAUACCCUAUUGGGCAUUAUUUUUCAGGUUCCCCCCCCAAAAAAAAACACUGACAAAAGUCAAGAAAUAAGUUUAUCACACCUGAAAUCCAGAGUCAAGCGAAGCUCCUGGGACUUCUCAGCACACCGCCUCUUGUCGUCACUGGAGCCACGGUGAGACCCAAUCAAAGGAUUCUCAUAGGGAAGCCUAUGAUUGAACCGUUUAGCCAGCUAAGUAUUCAUGUGUGCACUCUGAGCCAGCAAGGGCAGGGGGGAGGGAGUGGGGAGAGUAACAAGGUGGGAGGAAAGGUGGGACCUUUAACCCCUUAAGGACACAUGACAUGUGUGACAUUUCAUGAUUCCCUUUUAUUUCAGAAGUUUGGUCCUUAAGGGGUUAAAAAAAGUUACUACAGGGUAUAGGAAGGUGGGGAGGGCUGCAUUGAAGGAAGGAGGGGAGACACAAGAUUCCCCUUGUAGGUUCUGCCAAAGUCCCGUGUGCCAGGGCUAUAACUAGCCCCGCGCACACAAGUGCAAAUAAUACUACACAUCCCGAUUCCUUCUUCCAUGGCCAAAAAGCAGAAGUGGUCAUAGAUGUUGGAGUAACAAUUUAAGGAUUCCAAAUUAGAGACCUAAAUUGUUAAACACUCUCAUGCAAACAUACACAUUGGAGUGGAUCCUCUCCCUGGGUUACAAUGGUUGCAGAUGGGUACUCUUCCUGCACUGCUCCCAUGUGCACCUUGUAGUGAUACAAAUGCCAGGGUGAAGUUAUAUUUGGGGCUUCUGGCAUGCCCUAGGGCAGUGAGUUAGCUGUUCAGGAACAGAACAAUAAGUACCUAGCUCCCUCAUUGUCUGAGACUAUAAUACUCUCAGAAAUCUUAUAACUUAAGUAAGUUUUAGUUUAUUGAAAUAAACGUCUUUUUCAUUUAACCAUGUGCGUACACAAAUUAACAGUGACUCAUGCAGACACAUAAUCACUCACAUGCACUCAAAGACCCAUCCACCCAAGCACAUUCACACUCAAUGUGACCCAUACAUACAGACACUGAACUAUGCAGACACAUAGGCACACACACUCAGUGACCAAGAUAGACUAACCAGUAGCUUGAUAAAGACCCGGUUGGGUCAAAACAUUGCUGUUUUUGCUUCUACCCUGAGUGCCUGGACCAUUAUUUAUUCUAAGACAGACUGGCAGACACACUGACCAAUUAACACAAUAGCUUAGUGAAUGCCCACGCACACAAACAUUCAAUGAUCUAUAUACACAGACUAACCUAAGGAGAUAUACACUCACACUCACACAUAUACACAGUGGCCCCUGCAGACACAAUCAGUGGCCCAUACACACUGACGAAUGCAGACAAACACUCACACACACCCAGUAACCCAUACAGACACACACUCAAACUCAGAGGUAUAACUAGAAAUUACUGGGCACUGGUUCAAAUAUUGCCUUAUGGCCCUACCCCAUGUGUCUCAUCCCUCACCCCUGCUUCUCCAUGUGUCUCAUUCCACCCCCCUUCAUGUGUCUCAUUCCUCCCUACCCGCUCCAUGUGACUCAUUCCUCCUUAGCGCCUCCAUGUGUCUCAUUUCCCCCCAGCCGCUCCAUGUGUAUCAUUUCCCCCCCCAGCUCCUCCAUGUGUCUCAUUUCCCCCCGAGCCACUCCAUGUGUCUCAUUCCCACCCCUCCAUGUGUGUCAUUCUCUUGCCCCAGCCUUUCCUUGUGUGUCAUUCUCUCCACCCAGUCCCUCUAUGUGUGUCAUUCUCUACCCCCUCCCUUGUGCAUCUGCUCACCUGGCCCGACCAUGGUACCAGGACUGAUAGGAAUUGCUCUCUAAGUAAGCACUUCCUGUCAGACCGCUCGACCACUCUACACACAACGGUAGGAGGGGUGCAGCAUAACCUGGCAACUGCGGGACCACUGGAGUGACGGGCCCGGUCGCUGCUGUGACCCCUGCGACCGUGAAAGGUACGUCACCAGUGCCGGAUUAUCAUAGGGGCUGAUGGAGCUGCAGCUCCAGGCCCAGACUCAUGGAAUAGGCCCAUUUAAAAAAAAUAAAAAAAUUUACUUUUUGAUUUUUUACACACUACUCUUGGGUUUGCCACCUGACUGGUAUUUUACCAGCACAGUCGGUAUUUGGGGCUGCCUGGCCGUGUGUCACGGUUGCCGGCCCGCUGCGUGGCGAGGUUGUGCCCGACCGGCACAGCCUCGCCGACAGCACGAGCUUACCUGGUAUCCUGAUCUUGGCUUUUCCCUGGUUAUUCUGAAUUCUGGUUCCCCUGACUUGGCUUGUGUAAACGGUAUUGUGUAUUUUCUGGCUUCCUUGACCUCAGCUUUCCCUUUGACCAUUCUCUGUCUCUAGCGUAUUAGUCCGGCCAUUCUAAGGUCCGGUUUACGCUCUGUCCUUUUUAUUUUCCUUUUCUUGUCUAUGUAUAUGUUUACAUAGUUUCUGCGUGCUGGACCACACUAGUAGUCGUGACACCAUGCUGGUAUUGCAGUAAUACCGGCAAUACAAAUGCAGAUAUUUUUCUCAGUAUAAAUGGAGAUAACUCUGCAAUACCAGCACCAGCCAGUAGGGGUCACUGUGUGUGGAGAGAGGCAGGGAUAGGAAGUUACAUCAUAUCCCUCCCUGCCUCUCUCUACUCACUGAUCUGUGGGGGAGCAGCUACACAGCACAGAGAGUUCAGACAGCAGCUCCCAGUCUGCAGACAGACAACAGCUCAGGGAAGUGAAGGAUGGGGGGGAAGGCAGCAGGGAAACAUGGGGACACUGAGACACUAGGGGACCCUGAGACACUUGGGGACACAGACACUAGGGGACAUUGAGAGACACUAGGGACACAGUGUCUCCAUGUCUCCCUGUGUCCCCAUGUCUCCCAGCCAGUGUCUCAGUGUCCCCACGGCUCCCAGUGUCCUCUAGUCUCCCAGUGUCUGUGUCCCCAUAUCUCUCAGUGUCCCUAGAGUCUCAUUGUCCCCAUGUGUCCCAGUGUUCCCAAAUAUCUGUCUCCCAGUGUCCACAUGUCUCCCAGCCAGUGUCCCAAUGUCUCCCAGUGUCCCUAUAUCUCCCAGCCAGUGUCCCUAGUGUCUCAGUGUCCCCGUGUCUCCCAGUGUCCCAAAAUGUUUCAGUGUCCCCAUGUCUCCCAGUGUCCUCAUGUCUCCCAGCCAAUGUCCCUAGUGUCUUAGUGUCUCCACGGCACCCAGUGUCUUCUAGUCUCCCAGUGUAUGUGUCCCCAUGUCUCUCAGUGUCCCCAAAUAUCUUUCUCCCAGUGUCCCUAGUGUCUCAGUGUCCCCAAAUAUCUUUCUCCCAGUGUCCCUAGUGUCUCAGUGUCCCCAUGUCUCCGAGUGCCCCCAAUCUUUUCAGUGUCCCCAUGUCUCCCAGUGUCCCCAUGUCUCCCAGUGUCCCCAUGUCUCCCAGUGUCCCCAUGUCUGGGUUCACAAGUGCCUCCAUGUCUCACAGUGUCCCCAUGCCUCCCAGCCAGUGUCCCUAGUGUCUCAGUGUCCCUAGUGUCUUAGUGUCCACAUGUCUCCCAGUGUCCCCUAAUCUCCCAGUGUCUGUGUCCCCAUGUCGCCCAGUGUCUGUGUCCCCAUGUCUCCCAGUGUCUCCAUGUCUCCCAAUGUCCCCAUGUCUGUAUCCACAAGUGCCCCCAUGUCUCCCAGUGUCCCCUGGUGUCUCAGUGUCCCCAUUUCUCACUGUGUCCACAUGUCUCUCAGUGUCCCCUAGUAUCCUAGUGACAAGGGAAACACUGAGACAUGGGGUCACGGGGAGAAAUGAGGACACUGAGACACUGGAAGACUAGGGGACUGGGCGUCCAAUUCUUUGGACAGACAUGCCCCCUUUUUGGGCAUGUUCGCCCCUUUUGGCAGUUCUGAUCACGUGAUUAGCGUCAGUGGCCCACCCUUUUAUCCCGCCCAUUGACUUCCUGCUUCACUGGACACUGCUGUUAGGGGGUAUCGAUUUACUUGAAAGAUGAAAGCAUAAAUUAGAGAGAGAUUAGCAUAGAGUAUGUGUAUUCUUAUAGCUGCACCCUUUGAGUUUCCCUCCAACACCAUCUCCAUCAGAUACAUGAUGCUUGGGAGGUAUGACUGUUUUAGGUCGAUAAGAUUCUGUAAUUAGGCCCCAUCAUAAUUGUCAGCACCAGGCCCUCUGGGCUCUUAAUCUGGCCCUAUACGUCACCCCUCCAUCAACAUAUAUAGGUGGUCCUAUAUAUUUACAACGGCUCACACUUACGACCAGCUCUCUAGCGUGGGAAUUCAAGGGAUUCCCCACGUUAGAGAGCUGGUCUAUGUUCAGGGAAUUUUCCCCGAACAUAGAUUAGAGAGAUUCCUUGCUCUGGUGCGUAUGUUUACGGUCGGGUAAAUUUCCCCGAACAUAGACAAGCGCGCCAGAGCAGGGAAUCCAUCCAAUUUAUGUUCGGGGAACGUUUCCCGAACAUAGAUUUGAGGGAUUCCCUGCUCUGCUGAGCUUGUCUAUAUUCGGGGAAAUUUCCCCAAACAUAGACCUGCACUAGUGCGCAUACUCUGUAGCGCAUCCUUACUUACCGACCAAUUUGUUUUACGACCAGGUCGUAAGAACGGAACCCACUCGGUAAGUGAGGGGUAGCUUUACACUCAGUGGCACACCCACACACUGAUACAUGGUGUCCCUCCCUAACACACACUGUACCCACACACAUUGACCCAUUCAGAUACUCACACACACACACUACAUAGUCCUAUUAACCUGCCUUCAUGGGCAGCAUAGGGUCUGCAUGGCAACCUGUCUGCUUCUCUUACUUCAGGCUUCUUCCAGCCAUCGCUACAACUAUUCACAGCUGGCAGCCCUGCCUUCUGCAUCUACUUUGCUCAUAGAACGUCCUUCUUGGGGCCGCCAUAGGCUUGUAGCCUUACGCCAGAUCUAUGGGAAUUUGCAGUCCGCAAUAUUGCAGGGGAUGGGCCUUAUAAGGCCCAUGGGCCGUAGGUAGCCGACUCAUGUUUUACAGUAAAAGAUUAGUUUAGAAUUUACAAAAACAUUUUUUCAUAUGAUAUACAGAAUUUAGGUGGUAUAGAAACCUAACAAGACUAAUAAGAUCAUUAGCAUGGUCUGCUCCCCACAAUGUCAUCAGUGAUGCCCUGUAGGUCACUGAUAUGCACAGUCACAACCCCUUCAUGUUCCCCUUUCAGAAUUCCCAAUACUGAGGUGUAUGCAAGGUGGAUCCUGAAAGUAAUGCUAGUUCCCAUUCUUGAACUUUAUUUAAAUUAUUUUAAAAUAUUACAAAACAAAUAAGUAAAAUAAAAAUAAAACACUUAAUGAUAUACCAAACCCUAUAAAAAAAUGCCCAUAACUCUGCUAAUAAAAUCACUUUAAGAUUAUGCCCUGAGUAUCUUGGAAGAAAUGUGUCAGUGAUAUAUCUCAAGUCAGAAUAGAUUAUAAUAAAUGGGAACAUUAUACAAUUUGCAAUUAUUAUAUAUGCUUACGAAAUGAGGGGGUGGGGAAGGGGGGGGGGGAGGGAAGCAACUGAAAUUUAAAAAGCGUGAAAAAAAGAACCUAGACAAGAUGCAUUGCAAAUAUGUAAUGGGCAGUCUGUGAACCAUAGGAGGACCAAUAAAGGAUUUUACAAUUCAUUGUAAUAGUGCUGGACCAUUCUUUUGGGUUUUGUUCUGCCUAAGGUCACGAAUUAGUCGAUACUUUUAAGCAUUGUAAGAAAAGCAGUCUCAAAAUAGAGAUGUCCAUCAACAGUAUACUGUGAGAGUGCUCUGUAUAAUUAAUAUUGAUUGCAUAUAUGUGUAGGUAGCAAAUGAAAGACGAAGAAGCUGCAUGUAAAAAGGACAGUUGAAGAGAAAGCUGAAACCAGAACACUAAGAAGAAUAAACUGUUAACAAAGCAUAGCGUGUUAGAAAGACCACGAGAAUUGCAUGAAAAGUAAGAGGAUAUGUGUCACACAGAAGAAUUAAUUGCCAACAUUCUUCUGUACUGUUCCUGUACUUCACCCAGUAUACAGUGUUCCUGUACUCUCAAUCUAGUCUGGAGUUACCAUUUAUCAACAAAGUCCCAACAGACUCUAAUAUAUAAAUGUUUAAAGAGACAGUCUACUGCCCAAAUACAAAAAUAAAAUCACAGUUCAGUUAGUGGAUAUACCUACAGGGAAACAUGUAUGUAUUUAAUCAUGCAUUUUUCAUUGGGGAUAUGUCUGAAAACAGCUGGCAGGAUCUACAGAUCUCUUGUCUGCAGCCUUGGCAAGCCGUCCCCUUCUCUCCCAGCCCAGACAAAUGUAGUUCAAUGAGAAGUCUUUGCAAGGCAGUUGUUCUGUGCAUUUGCCUGCCUCUUAAGUUUAGAUCCUCCGUACUAAACUGCCAGAAAGUAACAGGGUCUGUUUGAAAGCCAGGGGGGCAUAACAAGGUUAUUUUAGAAAAUUGCAUUUCUAUUGAAAUCCACAUUUUUUGUAAAAUUAAAGGACACACUCUACAACAACAAGGAUCCAUCUAUAGGACAUCCACCAGAUCCCUUCAAGUACAAUGCAUCAACAGAGCAUUGUCUAGAGACAAAAUGCCCUGGUGUCACCCCAUUGUUUUUUUUUAUGUUUACAUUAUUUUAAUUCAAUUAUAGUGGCAUAUGUCAGUGAUCUGAACUCUUAGGGGAAUGUGUAUCUGCCUGAGUAAUAUAGAAGAGACUGAUAAUUUGACCCAAGGUAUUUACAAUGCGUCCGCUCUUGAGCAGAGAUAUUCUUUGAAUGGUCACCAUAUGUCUAUAUAUCUCUGUGGGUUAGUGGAUUUAGACAUUAAUAAAUUCCUCCAUCAACCUAAAAAUGUUCAACUCUCUGUAUCCAAUCGCUUAUAGUAGGUGAGUAUGUGCGUUUCCAGAGAACUGGUAUGACAGUUAUAACAGCGUUUAAAAGAUAACAUAUUGUGAAGCCCCCACGACAUAAGGGGACAAAAGCAGAGACACCACACACCCCCAACACACCGAGCAAGGGUCAACAGCUAUAAACCAAACGCAACGACACCACCCCAUAAUACCAAGCCCCUUAUGACCAAGGGAUGUUAUCCAUCAACGCUACACAGACACCAAGCUACCACUGAAGGGACGAGAUGAUCGCCCAUCACUAACACACAUUCUAGACCACAAUCCACAAUCCACUUGACAAGAUAAGAGUGACCCAGGACCACCCUGACUUUUAGGGGUACCAUCCUACAAGUCGUCUCUCAGAUCAGGAUCACACGACCAUAUAACGACGAAGAUAGACAACCAUAUAACAAAAACCAUUGACAGACAACAGAAACAUGAAAAACAUAAGCAAUCACGACAACGGACACACCAAGAAUCGAAUGUACAUGUAACCAAAUAACCAUCUUCUUUUUGUUCCCAUACAAUCUCAAUGUACUUUAUGCAACCCGGCUUUUGCACAAGCCUAAGUAUUGAAUACCAGCUGUAUGUUAUGACAAUGUUAAAAUAAAGAAUUAUAAUAAAAAAAAAAUAAAAAAAGAUAACAUAUUGUGAGACCUCACUUGGAGUAUUGUACACAGUACUGGAGACCGGAUCUUCAGAAGGAUAUUGAUACCUUAGAGAGGGUUCAGAGAAGGGCUACUAAACUGGUUCAUGGAUUGCGGGAUAAAACUUACCAGGAAAGGUUAAAGGAUCUUAACAUGUAUAGCUUGGAGGAAAGACGAGACAGGGGGGAUAUGAUAGAAACAUUUAAAUAUAUAAAGGGAAUCAACACAGUAAAGGAGGAUAUUUAAAAGAAGAAAAACUACCACAACAAGAGGACAUAGUCUUAAAUCAGAGGGACAAAGGUUUAAAAAUAAUAUCAGGAAGUAUUACUUUACUGAGAGGGUAGUGGAUGCAUGGAAUAGCCUUCCAGCUGAAGUGGUAGAGGUUAACACAGUAAAGGAGUUUAAGCAUGCGUGGGAUAGGCAUAAGGCUAUCCUAACUAUAAGAUAAUGCUAGGGACUAAUGAAAGUAUUUAGAAAAUUGGGCAGACUAGAUGGGCCGAAUGGUUCUUAUCUGCCGUCACAUUCUAUGUUUCUAUAUCAGCGAUUUGCGUUUAUUGAUCUCAUGGUGUGAUGGAAAACAACUACCAAUAUGUAUGUUAUUACUGUAGUUUGUGUGAUUUAGAUUAAUAAGCUGUAUGAUGUUUGUCCAGCAAGGUUUAAUCUUAUCACAGUGCUACCAUAUAUAAAAGCAACAUUUUCUCACUAGACUACGUAUCAGGACAUAACCAUCAUCUGUUCCUUGGCACGUCUUAAAAAAUAAAUACAAACUCAGAUGAACAACACAUAUUACACUGUCAUGAUUUAUUUAACAAAAAUGAAGCCAAAACGGAAAAGCCUAAGUAAACCUUAUGAUCCAAUAGCAUUUAAAAUCAACUUUAGCAGCAAUAACUUGAUGUAAUCAUUUUCUGUAUGACUUUAUCAGUCUCUCACAUCGUUGUGGAGGAAUUUUUGCACACUUUUCUUUACAAUGUUGCUUGGGUUCAUUGAGGUUUGCUGGCAUUUGUUUACACACAACUAUCUUAAGAUCCUACCACAGCAAUUCAAUUGGGUUGAGGUCUGGACUUUAACUGGGUUCACCUUGAUUAUUUUCAUUUUUAGGCAUUCUGUAGAUUUGCUAGUUUGCUUGAGAUCACUGUCGUGAUGCAUGGCCCAGUUUUGUCCCGGCUUUUGCUGUCAGACAAAAGGCCUCACACUUGACUGGAAUACUUUGGUAUACAGAGGAAUUCAUGGUCGACUCAAUGAUUGCAAGGAUUACAGGUCCAGUGCUGGUAUGCUGUGCACUAUGGCCAGACAUCUCCACUUUGGUCACGUCUGUCCAAAGAACAUUAUUCCAGAAGUCUUGUGGUUUGUUCAAAUGCAACUUUGCAAACACUAGGUCCCAUUGUUUAUUUUAAUAGUCCCAUAUUAAUUAAUUUAUUAGUUGCCCCACCACAGGGGCAUGGCAGACCUGUGCCUUUUUUUGGAGUAGCAACUGGGCAGUAAUAGCUGGCGACUUGCUGAUAAGUAGACAUGCCCCUACUCGCAACACAAUGUGUAGGUGCCCGAAGGAGGAUUUAACCUCGAUUACACUAAUAUGUGGAUGAUAUCGUCCCCCACAGGACUAUACAUUAAUGAUUGCAGAAAAAAAACAACUAAAAAUUAAAAUCAUAAAAUAAACAAUAAAAAAUUCUGAUCAACCAUUCCAACAGUCGGGGGUUGCAAAAGUAAUAAGCAUCCAAGAAAGUGGAAGGUUUUAUAUACUUCUAGGACAUGUACCCAUCUCCAGCAUUGUGAAAAUAGCAACAUGGCAACCACUCUCUGCAUGCAAAUGAUACACAAUGCAAAAGCUGAUAAAAAACGAAAAAAACUAAACAAAACAACAAAGAAAGACAAAAGAACCUCUUAGAUUCCUACUUCAUUGAAAUACAGUUUAAACCAGCAUUAUGCAGUUUAAACAUUUAUGUGCAAAACAAGGAUUUGCAUUCAAGUAUGGUAAUCAAUAUGCUAAAAUAUCUCAUGUGUUGUGAUAAGGCUGUGGUACUUGAAAUGCAACAAUGUAAGUUCAUUCACUAUAGUAAAUCCUUUGAAAUUGCAAAUAUUAGGCCAAAACACUCAAACUGAAGAAAUAAAAAAAAAAAUCAUAUUGAUGUAUGUUUCCAGUUUAGCUAUCGCGACUUUGAAGUAACACUCCCACUCACGUACCAACUUCAGCUCAUUUCAAUAGCUUUGGGGGCAGAAGCUUCCGAGCUCCGUCCUACUUUCAGAGGUUAAAGCAUUUUCCAACUGUUUAACACAAGAGUUGGUUCCUGCACCUGUUUAGAAUGGCAGAUUCUAAAAAAAGAAUAAAAUAAAUGCAGGCGUGAGGUCUUCUGUCACUCCCUUAUUAUUUAGGGCCCCACAUGCCGACACUGGGUGAAUCUGGGGGUUCAAUAGGUCCAUCCCCUUAUAAUUUAGAGGCCCCAAUGGGUGGUGUUGGUUGGGACAAUAGAUCCACUCUUCAUUAAUCUUUAGGGCCCCACCUGCCAUCAAUGGGCUGGUGGCUGAUGGACACUGUGCCCCCCCUAUUAUUACUUCUAGAGACCACAUCUGCCAUCAAUGGGCGGGGGCUGGGGGGUCCCUAUGCCCCCUAUUCACUUUAUUUAUUAUCCCCCACCCGUGAAUAUGACAGGAAUGCAGAGGGUAAAUGAGAGAGUGUGAGUGUGGCAGAGCGAGGGGGGUGAGUAAGACAGUAUUAGGGGUCUAAUGUGAUUGUGACUGGAUUGGAGUGUUAAUGAAGUGCAACAGAAUUAGGAUGGUUAAUGUGAGUGUGACAGGAUUGGGGGUGGGAGGGUAAUGUGAAAGUAGCAACAUGGCAAUCACUCCCUGCACGCACAUGAUAUUGAAUGCAAAAACAUUGUACACAGCUGAUAUAACAAAACAAAAAAAUAUAAGGAAGAAGACAAGAGACCUUCUUACAUUCCUACGUAAUUUAAAUACAGUUGAAAACAGCAUGAUGCAGUUAAACCAUUUAUGUGCAAAGUACAAGUAUGGUAAUCAAUAUGCUAAAAUAUUUCAUUUGUAGUGAUAAGACUGUGUUCCUUAAAAUCCUGCAUUGUAAUCAAGCACUCUGACAACAAUGUGGAAUGACUUGCAGGAUUAUUCACUAAAUGUUAAAUUGCUGGGAAUUGCAAAUAUUAGACCAAAACACUCAAACUGAAAAGAAAAAAAAAAUCUGUCUGGGAUCUUUGCAAAUUAUGCAAAGUCCCCAGACAGUGACAGUGUCGGUUUAAGAAUGUCAUAAAAUGUGAUUACAGCGUGAGAGUUAAUAAUGAACUGAUCUUUAUUAAAACCUGUGACUUGACAAAGUUGGUUUAAAUAGUAUGGGAGCUUGAAUGUAUUUUUUUAAAAAAGGCUAAAAAUUCCCAAGAUUUGAGUCUCCUAGCAUAGCAGAUGUGUUGCCUGAGCUCCUGCAAAUUUAUUUGAUUUUGAUGUGUUACCCCCAUUCAAUAAGCAAUUAUUCUCGCAGCUAGACACCACCUUAUUUGGGGGAACCUGGGAGACCACUCAGAGGCUUUAAUCGUGACUUUACCCCACUUGGCACCCAUGACCUUCUGCUGAGGCCUACUCAGGACAGAGCUGAGGAGAGGCGGCAGAUCUCUUUGCUCUUAAGUCCCCCUCACCCCUACCCUGUCCACCUGGACCGGCGGGAGUUAUCCUGGUCUCCACUGGACACUUUGGGGCUGUUAUACCUGCUUGCACAUUGAGCUUUACUUUGUGCAUUGACAACACAUCUCCUGUGCUGUGUGCUCAAGAUGGCGGCUGCCAUUUCCCCUGACCGGUAGGUCCUGCACCCACACCAGAUGCCUCACUGCAGCUCCUUGGAAUACACCCUUUUGUGCCUGGAUGAGGUGUUUAGAGCCUUCUGGCUAAAAAUUCAAGAGCGUGCACAAGCUGAACGGCGGGGAGAUACCGGGAGAGGUGAGCUGGUGGGGCAGAAUGGGACCCCUCUGGGCGACCUACCCAUGCAAGUGACUACUUACCCUGCUAACCGCCUGCCGGGGCCGAGAGACCCCCGAGAUAAUCCCUUCUUGCAUCGCCAGACAGAUGGAGGGUCAUCCGCCGUAAACGGCGCUCACCACCUGGACCCUCCGUAUACCCCAGAAAAGGGCAAGGACUUAGUCCCAGAGUCACGAACUGGAGAUGCUGGUCCUCACACAGGCCUGGGACGGGAGGAGAGCCCUGGCUUGCCGCGUUCUGGCUUUUACUCACCUGGACUUCCCGAAACCUGAACAACCUCUACCUCCAUUGGGGAUUGGCUGAUCUUGUAACUAGGCCUGCAGCCUGGAAACCACAUUGAUCGUGGGAGAUGAUGUGUAACGAGCUAUGCACAAUAUGCAACUCUUAAUUCUAAGCUAGCACAUCUUUAAUCCAUUUUGAUUUCAAUAAUUUUGAUUUAAACAUUUUCAAUUACUGAGCACUAUCGUACUAUAGCUAGAGUGCCCUGACGUCCAGUGGCCUUUAAUGCCACCUGAUGUCCUCAGGUCUUUGUAUACUUCGCUAUUCUAAUUAGUUCAUUCACUCUGCUAUGACCUACAUCUGAUUUUCCUGUAACUUAUAUUGGCGUAUUCACUAUCCUCAUUUAGCAUAGAUAUAUCAGUUCAGCUCGUGUAGUAUCUAUCCUUCGAUGUAGUCUACCUGAGCAUGUUUUUUCUAUUUAAAAAAUUGUGCUGAUCUCUCAAAUGCUAUGAUGAUGUUUAUUUUACAUUGUUCUCAUUGGCAUGUCUCUGCUGUGGCAAUACAUGCUUGUUUGUAACAUUAAGCACACAAAAAUAAAGAUUGACACAAAAAAAACUCCCAAGAUUCUUCAGACCUUCCAAGUCACAAACUGUUCUUAUAUGCAUGUUUCGCGAACGGACCCCCUGAGUAACCAUCACAUAAACUCCCCACGCAAACAUUUACAGCUGACAUCACUCAGGGCUAUUUAUAAAGGUGACAAUUGUCAACAAUUAAAAUUUAAUUUCCAAUAAAAUCCAAAAUUAUUAAACCAGAUCACAGCUGACUUUAUUGAUUUUUCUCUAAAUUCUGCAAUUUUGGAUUUAAAGGAACACUAUAGCAUUAGGAAUACAAAGAAUAUGUCUAACGCUAGUGCCCUGGUGGCCAGUUAGGUUAAUGGACCCACCUGCACGGAGAAAAACACCUUUUACUUACCUUUUACUUCCUAUAUGAAAGCAUUGAAAGGCUAAUGCACAUGCGCAGCAAAACUCCAUGCUGCGCCAAUCAGAUGGUCACUAUGUGACCAUCUGAUUAAAAGAGGUUUAUUCUGCUAUUUCAGAGCCUCUAGUAGCUAUCUGAGUGAUAACCACCAGAGGCAUUUUAACCCUUCAAUGAAAACAUUGCAGUUAAUGUUUUUACUUGCAGGGUUAACAAUUGUAGGGGAGGCAUGGCAUCCAGAUUACUUAAUUUAAGUUAAGUGUUCUGGGUGUCGAUAGUGCCCUUUUAAAAUUCAAUUCCUACAAAUUAUCACCUUAGUGAAAAACCCUGACUGACACUAAACACCUCCCUCUCCAUAACUUCCUAGUGUCCCUAUUUUGGAUCAAAAUCCAUAAGUCCUUCGUUUCUAUCCUAAUGUCCCUUUUUAGUAUGAUCUCAAUGUCCCUGGUGUACCUGAAUUUAUGCUAGAGCUUCACAGCAGUAAUCCUCACAGUAAUGUGUCUUUAAACUACGAUACAUAUGUUUAGAAAUCAGUCUGUUUAAAUAAGAUACAUUGUUCCUGUUCUAAAUUACAUUUUAGUUACAUUAAUUAUUAGUAAGUCACCUAAGAUUUCCCUUUGACCACGACCCAACUCACACCCAUAACAUUAAAGUGCCCCUCUCUCCCAAUUUCAGCUCUCUCAAAUGCGUCAGGCCUUACAAUGGCUUCCUGUACCCUACAGGAUUCAAUUCAAAAUAUUAAUCUUUAUUUAUAAAGCUUAAAACAACGCUACUCUCUACUACAUUUCUUCACUAAUUCAUAGGUACGCCUCUUCUUGGUUGCGCCGUUCUGCGGAAGACCUUCUUCUUAUCGCGGGCAGUCUGCUGCUUUGGAAUAGCCUGCUUACUCCCAUUAGACUCUCCCCCUAAUCUUCAAACAUUUAAGAAGUCCCUUAAAACCCAUCUCUUCAGAAUAUUUAUUGUUACCUUUCCCGCUUUAUAAUAUUGUAAUAUUGUAACACACUGCAGAAUACGUUGGAGCUAUCUAAAUGACAUUAUUAAUAAGCUUAGUAAAGGUUGAACCUAGUCUAGACUUUAAGCUCGUUUGAGCAGGGUCAUCAUAAAAACCUGUUAUUCUUGUAACAUUUGUAACAUUUCGAAAUUGUCUCAUUUAUUGUUGUUUUACCCUUUUUAUAUUAAAUAAAUGUUUAUGGAAAGUUUUCAUUGUUCCCAGUAAAAGUACAGGAAAGAAAUCCGACAGAACUACGAGCUUAUCAUUCGAUUAAACAUAUUGAUAAUCUUAUAAAAAAAAAUAACAAAUUCAUACCCUUUAACCAAUUAAAAGAAAGUAAUAAUUUAGAUAAUUCGGACACCCCAAUUCACAAAAAAAUUGAUUGAUUGGAUGAGUUUAAAAUUUUACAUUUUGAUUUGAAUAAGAGAUCAAUAGUAUUCCCACCUAUAGAAAAAAAAAAAAUUCAGGUCCGGGAAGGAAACAUACCAUAUCUAUUUUUUACACGAAUUUUGAAAACAAGAACUAUGAGAAAUCAGACUUCAUGCUACAUUGGGAGCGGGACUUAGGCCUGGCCUUUGAUCUGGAUGAUUGGAAUGGUUUUAUUUUAUCAUUGAAAGGUACUACACAGUGCGUCUCUCAUUAUGAAUCCCAUUAUAAAUUAUUAUUCAGAUGGUACCUAACCCCCCUCAAAAUUACACAAAUUCAAAUUAUUACAUUCAAACAAAUGUUGGAGGCAUUGCGGACAAGUGGGGUCCUUAGGCCAUGUUUUUUGGACGUACCCUUUAAUAAAACAAUAUUGGAAUUCGAUUCAUAAUGUUACCUAAAGCUACUCCAUCCUGUUUAACCUUACCUUAACCAAAAAAUAGUGCAAAGUAUCUCCUUGCCAUGACGUGUACUACUAUGUACAAUUAUAUAUGUCUGUUGAUGCUGUUGUGGCAACACAAACUUGCUUGUAACUACCCACACUGCAAACAAAUUUAAAAAAAAAUAAACACAAUUACAGAUUCAAUUAUAAUCCUAACCCCUGAAAAUAGUUUAUUUAAAAAACCCUCCCCCAAAUUUACCCAAACACAAAUCGAUUAUAUUAAAACAUGUAUUAAUUGCAGCCAACUCUUUAAUACCCAAAUAUGGGAAAUCUACAAAAAUCCCAUCCAUUAAAGAAGUCUUAAAUUUGGCAAUUGAAAAUAAAAGAUGUGAAUUGGUUUUUACACUAAAAACGAUAAAAAAAAUAUGAAUUUUCUCCAUGAGUGGGCAAUGUGGGAGGAGGACAUAAUAAAAAAGUACAGUCUAGGGUAAUGCCCCCCCAGUCGACUAACAUAAAUGUAGUUUUUAUUGUUAUUUUUAUUACUGGUAUAUUGCAUUUUUAUCUAUUUUAUUAUCUUCUGUACAUACACUUAUGAUAUAUUAUUUUUUAUAUUUUAAUUAUUCAAGAAAGGCUUUUAUUCACAUCAUUUUGCAUACAUAAAAAGUGGGCUUGUUUCAAUAUAAGCUGUUGUACAAUAAUAUUGCAGCAUUACAGUGCAGUAAAGUCAGUCGUGAUAGCAAUAAUAUAAUUACAAGUCUGGAAAUCAACGCAUCCAUGAAGUGUACUACAGGUGUCAUAUCUGUAUACAGGCGUUUAUAAUAAAGGGUGCGAAUGGAAUGCAGUUAAAUAUGACAUACUGUGACAUUGCCGACAGAUAUUACAAAAUAAGUGGGCAUUUUGAUGAAGAUGUGCUUAAUGAACUCAAGAGUAACGAGUAUAUUAUAUAUGUAAGUCUAUCAGUGCUAACUUUAAGUAUUUAAGUUAAUACUGAUAUCAGUACAGCAGACUUAGUAGCGUGUGUCUUAUAAAGAUAACUAAUAGUCGGUUUGGGGAAGUAUGUAGAAAAAUCGCAUGGUUGCAACUGUGCAUCAGGUCCACCUGCUAUCCAAGUUGUAUGAGCUAUGUAAGUUUUCAGGUUAACCUUUAAAGGCGAGUGUCAGCCCACAGUGUUUCGCUUAUGUAUGUCUGAUUGUUCAUUUUCUUUUGCUCUAUCCUAUUUCCUGUGUGUUUUUGCUGCAAUUAUAAAGGGUAUAUUCCAAAAAACUAAAUCAAUUUACAGGGUUACAGUUAUGACCGUUGUGCCUUAACGUGCGGGAAGAAGAAUGCAGCGAAGAAGAAGCAGCUCUUCUGUUUAUUGCCACCUGGGAGCCCCUGGGUUCUUAUGAUUUAUCUUGUGGCAAAAACGAUGUAAUUAACUAUGGCGCAUGGCCUAUUCCAUUCUACUGUUAGGCUUGUGUAGCCAUAGCCCAGACUCCAUAUUAAGUUUGUACCAAAUAUAACUCCCUCUAGCGCUCCAGGUAAUCAUGAUGUGAUAAUAUAAGAGAAGGGGAAAUAAAAAAGAUGGGAAGUGUGCUCUCGGGGUUGUGGAGGAGCCUGUGGGAUAGGGCCCUACGUGAAGAUCCCUGGUUAGGUCCUCUUGUGAACCCCAUGGAUCUUGGUCCAAGCACGUGCGGCCAGGUUAUAUAAAUGAAAAAAAAAAUAACACAAGUAGGUAAUUAAGGAAAUAAAAUUAAGUAAGUAAAAAUAACUUCCUGCUUUAGGUGGGAGCUAUCCCUGCCUGAGUGUGUCACAUGUGAGGUGUAGUAUGAAGCCUCUGCGGGGCCCUGCCUAGUGCAUCAACAUCAGGCACCCAUGGGUGCCAACAUAUACAUUAACACCCGGCUCCAGGUAAUGCCCCCCCCAUGAGCUUCCAGGUAUAGCGGGCACUCGAGGUAACCCAGUCCAUGAGACCACCCCUCUCCUAGAGUCCACUAACUGGGCGGCCUCUGCACCUCCACUGUCCCGGUGGAGUCUCAAUAAGUAAGACAGGCCACUGCUCCUAAGCUUAGUCCAUGCGGCCCCGUGGCCACCAGUCCACCGCAGCCCCCCACAGACCAGCCCGGCCGGGCUCGCAGCAACAGGAAGCAACAUUCUCCAGGUCUCCGGAUCUCCUAGAGAUGGAGGUCACUCCUGUCCGACCCUAGACAGUCCGGUAACCAUGAUGCCACUGCAUGUCGGCAGUCCUCUCGGCGCUCCUGAGUGAUUUCUAGGCGGACCCCUGGGUGAGUGUGUUAGGAGUCAUUUAAUCCGUUCCGUGACAAGGCAAGUAGGGGGCUCCACAAUGUAUGUCUUGUCUCCCCUGUAGUGGCUGAGUACAUACUGGCAGAGCUGCAUCCAACGUCCCGCAAUUGCAGGCUGGUAACCGCAAGCCUGUAUAUGAAAACUUGCAUCUUCAAAACAGGAAACAAUUUAAACAAUUUAACAGGUGACCGGGAUGACCCUCCCGAUCCUGGGGGGGGUGCAGGGCCGCAGCGUGUUCUCUCCGGUCGCCUCUUGCACGUUAGGAGAGACAGGCACUUUCAUAUCAUGCUCGUUCACUGAGCAUGUGCAGAGUGCUUCCAGGCACAGCAAUAGGACGCAGGUUCAUGCCAUCAUGUAGGCACGAGUUUUCAGCUUCCUCACUUUUGUAAGAUCUGCAGCCGCCAGUUGGUCUCUUUGUCAUGCUGGCAGGUUACUCUAGUCAGAUAUCUUAUUUUGAAGGGUUAAUAGUCAGUUUGUGGGCAGAAAAAUCUGUGUUUAUUCAGUUUUUAUUUAGGACUGGAGCUGCAUGAGAUGGCUUCCUUUCAGCUCCACGGUCCGCCCCCGCCACCAGUUUUUAUAUUUUAUGUAAAAACAUAUGUAUAUAUAUAUAUAUAUAUCUUUUCUCUUAAAUAUUAUGGAUGUAUAUAUUACUAUUGUUAUUUCCCCCAUAUUGUAAUCCAUAUUAAACAUUUUUAAAAAUCAUUUCUGUAACUUAUAUCUUUUAAAACUCACCCAAAAAUUAUUUGAAAAGAAUUACGAGCUAGUUGUAUGAAGGCGUGUAGAUUAUCGAACCCAAAAGGGCGUCAUCAUACACGUAAAUGUAGAUAACCUACUCAUGCGUUAGUGAAACUCACAUAAUAAACAUAAUCCAAACCAAAUGAAAAACAAAUAUAUUAUUAUUUUAUUAUUUAUAUAGCGCCAGCAAAUUCCAUAGAUAGCGCUGUACAGAUAUUUGAAAUAGCAGGAAUAACCCCCCCCCCCUUUUUUUUAUAACACUGUAAAGCGCUGAGGAACGAGUUGACGCUAUAUAAAAUAUAAACGCCAUAAAUAAUAUCUUAUAUUCACAUCCCUCCAACUUCUUUUUAUUUGUUUGCACCCCCUGUUGUACAGCACUGCAGCCUAUCUGCUUUAUAAAUAAAUUAAUUAUUUUAAAAAAAAACUUUUUUAUUCAGUCUAGUUUUUAUGCAGUAUUCACUUAAAUUAGCUUUAAAAAGCAGCAUUCACAGGCACUGAAUACCAGUCACACAGGAAUGGCAGCUUUUUUUGUGUGUUUUUUGUUUUGACUAUUUGAUCAGGGUAAAGACAAAGGCGGGAAAAGGUGAGUUUGCAAAUGAACCCUGAGGCGAAUACCACGUGACCAAUCGAAAACGUUGGCGCUCUCCGCCACGCCCCCUUUCCCCCACUCGCUCUCCCCUGACGUCAGCGACCCCUGCAACGCUGCCCUGGGAACCCCGUGCCAGAGUAAAGAGCUUGGUGGCCGCCAUUUCAGGGAGUCACAGGUUUGCCAUUACACGGCCUGCCAUCUUCCCGCCCCGAGUAACCCUCUCACCCUGCCCUCCUCUCCCCACCCUGUCCGUGGCCCCGCUGGCCGCGCCGCUCCCCUGUCUAGCUCUGUAACGAAGCCUUGUUCUCUUUGUAGAUUUAGACGGUUUGUCGACUCGAAACCGUCCUCUUUCCAUAAACAAGGCCGCGGCCUAGCUCUCAGCACACGGCGGGCGCCCCUCCAGCUCCGACCGGGGGUUCACCUCAGGUAACUAUCCUCUCACCGCACUCCGUCAGCCCGCAUUGUGGGCUCUAUUUAUCACUGUAUUCACUGUGUGUGUGUCUGGCGAGGGCAGGGCUCCAUGGAGGCUGUCACUGGGGCUGACCUCUUUAUUCAGAGCCUGGUGAGCGGCCAUUACAGCGAACUUUACUGUGUCCCAAUGGGGCCUGUUGGCGGAUUUUAUUAUACCUGUUGCUUUUAAUCCUUGUAUUUGUUGUGUGGAUCUAUACACGCCGCAGCUUUAACGUGGGCCUAUGUUACACGUGUGCAUAGGUCAAGAUGUGGCUUUCUGGACAUCCCAUAAUAAUCCUGGACCUGGGUCCAUCUCUGUGUUUCUGAACACCCCAUAAUACUAUUCCUAGACCUGGGUCUUUGUACUUCUGGACACCCAAUAUUAAUCCUGUACCUGGGUACAUAUCUGUAUUUCUGGACAUCCCAUAAUACUGGAUCAUUAUCUGUAUUUUUGGACUUCCCAUAAUACUAAUCCUGAAUCUGGGUCAAUCUCUGUAUUUCUGGACACCCCAUAUAAAUAAUCCUGGACCUGGGUCCAUAUGUGUAUUUCUGGACACCCCAUAUUAAUAAUCCUGAAUCUGGGUCCAUCUCUUUAUUUCUGGACACCCCAUAUUUUAAUAAUCCUGGACCUGGGUACAUAUGUGUGUUUCUGGACACCCCAUAAUACUAAUCCUGGGUCCAUAUCUGUAUUUAUGGACACCCCAUAGUAAUAGUCCUGUAUCCUUAUCUGUAUUUCUGGACACCCCAUAUUAAUAAUCCUGGAACUGGGUCCAUAUGUGUGUUUCUUGUCACCCUAUGUUAAUAAUACUUUACCUGGCAAAACCAAACCAGGUAAUAUCAAUGUUGAUGUGUGUGUGUGUGUGUAUAUAUAUAUUUAUUUAUUUUAACAGGGUAUAAACCAUGUAUGUAGGGUUGUUGACUAAAAUGUGAGUUAUUCACAUAACAAAUUUUACAUUUGAAAUGUUAGACCAAAGUGGCAGUUGUUGAGAGAAAAUACAUCUCCAGCAAGGUUGUUGACUGUAUUGACAUUUCACAAAUUGAAAUGUAAAAUACAGGAUAAGGUAGCCAAACGUUCACCUGUAGCUAUUUUAACUUUUUGAUGUAAUUUUGUGAAUAAACUCUAUAAUAUUUGAUUGUUUUAACUUUUGCAAUUUGGACUUAAAUUCACUUUGGUUACAAAUUGAAUAACCGUCAGUUUGUAGUGUAGUGAGUAACCAUGUGAACUGGAAAGGAGUCAUUCUGACCAAAAUGUUGCAGAUUAUGUAAAGGUAAAUUUCAGUAAAAUGCUAUUUUUUAGUCAUAUGAUGUUAAAAUGUCCACCACUUACUAUAAUGUAAGUUUUAUCUUUAAACAGCCACAGUUGUGUUUUGGUGCUGCAGACACGUGCAUUAAAACUUUGCCUUAAGUAGCAUAUGGCAAAAAUGUCAUAGAACCUCUUAUAGUUGCAGACAUAAUUGUAUGGAGGCAGUUAAACCAAUAUAUGCAAUAUUCAUAUGGUAUAGAAUUUAUUUUUUUUAAACAAGGAAGUGCUUGUACAUAUGUUAUAACUGGUUUCCUCAGGCUGCUAGAUAUCAAUAUUGUUGGGUUUAGGCCUAGUCUUCUAGUUUAGUAUUUUGUUGCAUUCCUAAGACUAUAUGUGUUGGUUGCAAUUCUACAGUUAAUCAUAUUAUUGCAUUCCAAAUAGUAUUUUGUUUUUUUCUUAAACAUUGUGAGCUUUUAUUUUUAUUUAACCCCUUAAGGACAGAUGGUGGAAAUAUACAGUCAUGAUUCCCUUUUAUUCCAGAAGUUUUGUCCUUAAGGAAUUAAUAUAAUCUUUUAAUACCUUUGCGAAAUGUAAAGAAAACCCUUACAGGUUUGUUUGUGAACAUCUGACUUGUAGCAAAUUAAGAUCUGCCAGAUAAAUAGAUUUAAAUAUAUACCUUUUUUUUUUUUUUUAAUUUACACUGGUAAUAACAUACAAUCUCGGGGUGCCCCAACAACAGUCCUCGAGCAUAUCAAUAGAAGUGGAAAAACAAGCACAUUUUUAAAUAUUAGUAGAGUAGCAGGUACAAUGAGAUACAGAAUGUGUCAGGAUAUAGGCAAAAAUGCAGAAUUGCGUUAGGUUUGCUUAGGCAUCAUGUUUAGGCUAUAAGUUUGUGUAACCACAGGUUCCAAAUCAUAGUUUUAGUAUGUGGUACCGGUCGGCAGUUACUCCCCCUGACAGGUAUGUAGUUGGGUGCUUCAAGUGUGGGUGUAUCUGUCUGUGCCAGUUGUGUGCUUGGCGUGUCCGCCAUGUGCUGUUAUGUCGGUUUAGCUGUGUGUGCGGGCAGAUAUGUUAUCGAUCGGGGGGGAUAGUCCAGUGUGUCAUGCUUUGGGUGCAGGUCCCAGAUCAGCAGAUGCCUUGGGUUGAUAGGCUCAGGGUGUUGCAUGUCAGCAAGAGGCAGAGUAGGUCCUCCCCAUAGCCCCGAUCCGUCUUGAAGUCCUGCAAUUGGAGGCCAUGAACUUACAUACUUAUGGAUGAGGCAGAGUUCUUCCCUGGCAGGGGACUGCAGCGGAUCGUCAUGGAUAGUCGCCCUCUGUGCCGGUGCCCGACGCACCAGAGUUUUCUCCCCGGUGGUCUUCAGCCCAAGCGGGCCCAUCGUGUGAGUCUGUGCGUUUGCUUUGUAAGGAGUGCCCAGGGGGGAUCCGCUCUUUUUCCGCCCCUCUUCUCUCUGCUUACUUUCGGCAACCGGUGUCUUGGUGUAGUCCGCUGGCUUUCCCUGGAGGCUGUCUAUUGUGGUAAUCAAGCUCUGCAGUAGGAUCUCUCCUGUGCUCUGCUGUUUCUCGCCAUGUAGCUGCACACGCGGCUGUAGGGUGUUGGGGAGAACUGCCCAGUCUGUGCUCUGUGGCAGGGUGGGUGUUUGGGCUCAGAUGGGGGGACUGGGAUAGCGGGGGGACAGCAUGUCGUUGGUCGGAAAACUGGGAGAGCUGCCAUCUCGUCAAAACUCAAGCUCCGGUAGGUCUCAGGCCUUGAUUGGGUUACUUCGAUGAAGUGCCGGGUCUAAUGCGGUAUCUCCGUGUACACCGUCGGCUAGUGAGUAUUUUGGUCACCGAUGUGGGUCGUGGCUCUCUGCUACUAUUUUCAGGUUUUGAUGCGGGAGCUCAGACGAAACACGUCCGAUCCAAUCAGCGGUCAAGCUCCGCCCCAGAUUUAAAUAUAUUCUUGCGCCUUGACAAUUUUUUCCAAAAUCUUGCAAUUCAGACAACAGGGCAGCAAGUGUGAAGCCAUCAAACUAGGUGGAAAAGUAGCAAAACUGGGAUGGAGUGUGGCUCUUUAGGAGAUCAAGAGUCAGAUGUGGAUAAGUAUAGAUGAGUUACUCUGGGAAUCAAAAGCAUUCUGUUGCUCAGUACUGCAGAAACCAAACUUAUAAAUUAAAUAUCAAACUGCAUUGGUGAAUAAUAUACUGGGGAUAUGAUGCAAUAUUUGUUUUGGAACACGCUCAAAUGUGUUUAUACACACAUUCAAACCGGGUAAUGGCUCCAAAACGAUUGUUUGGUCUUUUGGUUCCAUGUUCAUUAAAGGGAAACUACAUCACUAAAAUAACUUAGGUUAAGCAGUUUUUGUGUAUAGAUGUCUCCCUGCUCAAUUCUGUUUUUUAGAGUUCAAAAUCACUUUUGUUACUGUCCAUGCAGCUCUAGUUGCAUCUUUGUUGUGAAAGCUAUAAACACAGUGUAAGAUAAGACAUUCUAAAUUAAACAGAUUUUGCAAUAAAAUAAGUUUUAAACAUUUAAUCUCUUUAUUGGAAGUGUUUAGGAAAACUAAGUCACUGCUGGGAAGUAUAACUAGGGCUGCAUAAAAAAAAAUUAAUCUAUUUGACCCCUAAGUGGCAGAGAAUUGAACAGUGAGAUUGCAUGGGCAUGAUCUAUACAGCAAAACUGCUUCCUUGAGCCAAGGUUGUUUUGGUGUCUAUUGUUUCUUUAAACCUGUCAAGGCAUAUACAGUACAUGAUACAGUCCAGAUGAGAGAAUGUUCCUGGAUAUAUAUGUAUAUAUUUUUUUAUUCUUGUGACUAAUUUGUUUCAACUUAUCUUUUUCUUGGCUGCUUUUUAGAGAUCUACCAAAAUGGCUGAUGACUUUGACAUAGAAGCGAUGCUGGAAGCUCCUUACAGGAAGGUGAGAAACAUCUGCCAGUAGUUUUUGUUUUCAGAGCGUAGUUUAUUCUUGAAACUACUGCUGAAAUGUAAACUAACACCCCUGGAGCUCUCGUGACUUAUCCCUUGGAGAUAUUGCAUAACUUGAAACGUAAAUAUUUACUGUUUGUGAUUUUAUUUUGUGCAGUAGUUUGACUUCAGCGUGAUAAAUAAAUGCCCAUCUAUCUCUUUUUGUAGACUUGCCUAACGAUAUAUCACCUCUACUCCCAUGAAUUCACCUUUGAUUCCAGUGUGAACUGUCAAUCAUAAGGUAGUAAUUGAGUGACGUAUCGCUGUACCGUGGUCCCCUAGGUAAAAAAGACUUGCCUAUGAAUUGCCGAGCUCCGGUUUGGCAUAGCAACAAGGUGAAUGCAGUGGUUUUUUGGGAAGAAAUGGGGUUCCAAGAAUAUCCGCUUUCACCAGUCAAGAGCAGUGCAGUUCAACAGAUUUUAUUCUGCUCAUUUUUAAUGAGAUUAAAUAAUUUUUUUAAUAAUAUAAAGGCUGGUGAAAACCUCCAUAAGGACAGGAAGAAUUCAGCCACUAGGUGUAAAAAUUAAAAUGGGAGAAAAAUUCUUGAAACCACCAUAAAGUACUUCCAGUAUCCUGCUGUAGCUGCUCUGCUCUUCUCAAUGUAAAUGCAGAUGAGAAUUGUAAAGUAAAUGCAGGAUUUAACCUGUCCCUAUAUUUAACUGUACAUUUGUAGUAUUUUUUUUUUUUUUAAAUGGAGUUUGAAAUAUACUCCUGCCCUCAUAUCUGGAUAUUUGCCUUACUAUUUGCAUGCAAAGGAACAACAUACCCCUAUGUAUUUCUGGCAUAGAUGAUCUUGAGUCCUUAUUGUGGGCUAAUUACCACAUUGUCAGACUAGCUUGGCAUUUAGUGCCAUUUUGUUAUCACCUAGCCUUGAAAGUAAUAAACUGAAUGUUUUAUUAACUUCGUGAAACUUAUCAUGGAUGCUUCCAUGUAAACAGGUAUGGAAAUAGGGAAAUGUAUAGGCUGGGCAAGUGCAUAUUUGCUGACUUUUCUUGGGAGUCGACGUUACUAAAGCAGUGUGAAUCCCUGUUUGCUUCAGGGGGCGAGAUGUGUGACAGAGGUGGCACCAAGCUCUUACAGUCCCAAUCCUGCAACGAAAAUGGGCGAAGAUCACUGGAAUGGCAUCGGUCACAGGAAAUGGAUAGUGGCUGGCUACUAGCAUGGCCAUUGAGUGCUUAGACAAAUCGUAGCCUUGGUACUGAUCACAGGGACCACAUCACAAGAUUAAACCUUUAUCUCAAUACUACUUUUUCACAUGUAAAUAAUUUCCAGCAUUUCACCACUCAGCGAGUCACAGGAAGCCAGAACUAAUUGAUCUGAUAAUUUACAAGCUUCUAAAUCAAUUUGUGCUAGUUAACUUUUUUACAUUUUUAUAGAUGACUUUACAUGAUAGUGAAGCACUUUUAAAAAACUUUCUAUAUAUAUCCUUUUUUUUUUUAAAUUUUUUUUUUUUUAAGUCCCCUGUAUUUCUUUGUAGCUUUCCACACUAGUUAUAUUAGCUAGACAUUAAAUUAUUUUUUUAUUCUCUCAUUCCAAUUCCCUUUACCCUUUGCCCUCUUGAACUAUUUCCACCUCGUCCUCAUGAUGUUCUUCUAUCAACCCUGCUUAGGAUGAGAACAAAGUGAACAGUGCCAAUGGACAUGAAGAACGCAGCAAGAAGUAAGUAAAACUUCUCAGUUUGGACACUGCCAUUGAUUACCUUAUUAGUAGAUUAUAAAGUUUUGGGUGUCUUUAUCUUAGAAUAUUUGACUAAAAUUGUUAGUUGGAAUAAUCCUACUAACAAAGCCGUGCCUACUUCACGCAUUCAUAUGCAUAGUGUCCGUAUAAGCCAUUUUCUCCACGAACAUGCAUCAAUAUUGGGUUGUUCUGGAAUUUUUUUAAGUUCGUCUUCCCAAAAGUAUCUUUCUCCUAUUGUUUUCUCUUUUAGAAUCUGUUCUUCCUUCUAAUCUAUUUCUCUUUAAAAUAUUACCAACUGACUACUUUUUGUCUUAUGUAAUUUUUUUUCAAUGCGUUGCACAAUUGACAAAUGUUUGCGGCAAGAGUCAACCUUUGUUAACCACAAAGGAAAUGGAACUUGCCUUAAUUGCCUACAAUUGUCAAGCGUAGGUAAAAUACACAAGACAAAUUAGGCCGUUGUCUUAUAUUUUUUAAAGCAAAAUAGAGCAGAGAUGAAAUUUAACAUUCUUAAAGAGGAAGAGAAAACAAUAGGAGCAAGUUAACCCCUUAAGGACCAAACUUCUGGAAUAAAAUGGAAUCAUGACAUGUCACACGUCAUGUGUCCUUAAGGGGUUAAAGUGGCUCUAUAACGUCAAACUAGCUUAUAUAUAUAUUUUUCAUUGUACCUGGUAUGUUGAUAUCUCUUAAAGAUGACAGUGAGACCCUGCUGAUUUUACAAUAACUGUUUCAUUUUAAAGGAAAAAAAAGAGUAAAAGCAGAAGCCGCAGCCGAGAGAGAAAAAGAAGUCGGAGUAAGGAACGUAAACGCAGCAAAGAUCGGGAAAGAAAAUCUAGUAAAAGUCGUGAAAGGAAACGCAGCCGCAGCAAAGAGCGAAAAAAGAGCCGGUCGAGAAGUAGGGAACGCAGGUUCAGGGGACACUACAGAAGCCCUUAGUAUGUAUAUUCACAUUAAAACCCUGCUUGCAUAUUUCUGAUAUUAUGUAAUAUUGAUUUUUAGUUGAACUUGUAUAACCAAUUGAUUAGUGCAUAAUUAAUAUCUUUGACAAGUAAUUGCCUAACUUACGGUGAGGAUGUUAUUUUAAAAAACAAAUUUGGUCAUAAGCUAAUAUGCUAUUACAGGUACUUGCGAUCUGUUCACAUGCUCAAAUUAUGUAGAUGAAACCAUAAACCGGAUUAAAGUGAGACACUGCAACUUUGGAACCCAGAGUGACAAUUUAAUGAGCAUCUGUUGGUGACAAUUGCUGAUACCAAAAGAACAAUACGCAACCUUACAUCCUGCCGUAACUUUAAAUAAGGCAGUCAUGUAACAAAAUAUACCUCAGCUUUGAUUUAAACGGGAGCCAAUUCGCUGUCUGUAAAAAUAAAUAAAUAAAUAAAAUAAAAAAAAAUCUUUGAGCUUCUGGUGUGGCUCCCCUUAAUCGGAAUGAACGACCUAUACUUUCUUUUUGUUUGACAAAUUAACUUAAACCAUUUUUUUGAUAGACUGCACUGUUUUUAGCUUCAUGAUUAUCUUUUUUUUAUAGGAUUAAAGGUAGUGUUUUAAAGUAAGUGUGUGGUGAGUAGUUGUCAAUAAGGUCAUGUUGGAUAUUUUUUUUUUUUUUUCUUGCAAACAUAUUUUAUGGUUGCAUACAUUCUGUGAGUAUGCAAUGUGUUAUCCGUUAAACACUUCAGUUUUCCAUGUUGCAGUAUUUGCACAUACCCUAUGCAAAAAAAAUAAUAAUGCAGUAUUUGUAUGGGUGAGCAGGUUAUUUUGUGACUGUUGCUCAAUAUAUAACAAAAAAAUAUCUUCUAACUGCUUACGUUUACAUAAAAUGUGUAAAUUUACACACUUUUUUUUUUUCUUUUUAAGUUCUGGGCCGAAAUUUGGCAGCUCUAUGCGUGGCAAGAUUGGAGCACCACACAGUGUAAAAAUAAGGUUUGUAAAUCUAAUCAUUUCUUACUAGUCAUUGUAAAUAAAUCCAGCUUUGUGUUAACAUGCUUUUAUUUUCUUUUAAUCUAGGCGGCGUUCAAAGAGUAGAAGUCCACAAAAGAAAGACAAAAGUCCUGUCAGGUACGAGCUUUUAUGUAGAUGUAGGCAGUUCUUCUCUGCGUGAACUCAUUUUAAUCCAUCACCUUAGAAAGCUUUGGUGCAUGCAUCUGCUUCAGCUGAAUGGUUGUUUUAAAAAAAGAAAAAGAGGAACAACAUUUUCAGACAUGCAUGUGGGAGCAAAAUUGCAUGUGCAGUACUAAUUUCGUAUUCUACACUAGUGUGGGCUGUUUUGGGUGUUUGUAUUGUAACCUAAACUAGAAAUAUAAGAUUUGAAAGGCAAUGUUCCCACACUGGGAUUUUUUUAUUUUUAUUUUUUAAAAGCUGACUGUAGACUUGGUUAAUAAUUUAUAUUUAGCAGCAUUGGUUCAAAGUCUGCUUGUGCCCAGCAUCAGUGUGUACAAUUAGCAAAAUAAGCAAAUAAACAAAAAAAAAGCGGCUAGUAAAGAUCAGUCUGUUUCCCUAUAUCAUUGUGAAAUAUUAAUAGAUAAUCUGCAGUAUACACUUAAAGGAACACUAUACUCACUAUAAUCAUUUCAUCUCUUUGAAUUGGUUGUGAUGUUUGAAAUCUCCUGGCACUGUCUCCAAAACAGACAGCUGACACUCUCAGCCAAUCAUUGCUGCUCAUGCUAGUACUUCCUCAUUCGCCGGAGCAGCACAGAGAGGAGGGGCUGCUGGGGACUCUAAUUUAGCAUUGAAACAUAAAAAUAUGAAACUGUUUAAUGCUGAAUGAAAUUAUGGAACUUAGGAACUCUGGACACUAUAAUCAGUUUAAUAAAAAUAAAGCCGAUAGUGUCCCUUUAAACAUCACUUUGCCCUCUCUGUUUAGCAGAGGAGUGUUUUAUAGGUUGGUAAUGAUUGCCAUUACCGCAUAUUUGGAGAGUGGUGUUAACCUACUCUUUGGUUUCAGUAAAGUGUCUGCUGUCACAUUGGGUUUAAUGGAAAAGUGUUUGAGGUUUAUUGUAACAACUUAAGACUGACAUAAAUGUAGAAUGUCUGUUACCAUUUGGGGUAUUCUGUAAUACAUUUGCAAAAUUUAGAGUUGUUUGGGGGUUCCAUUUUAAGGCUGUUUGGCAGUAAGUAUUCCUUAAAGCAGGGGUAGGCAACCUACGGCACUCGAGGUGCCUUUGCAUGGCACUCAAGGCUGCUAGAGCCAAACAGGCUCUGGCCUAUAAGGAGUCCCAGUAAAACUUCAGAUAUCUGCUAAUACGAAAAGGUGGUGAAGGACAAUCCUCAAUUUAUGCAUUGCAGCAUGUAGAGAAAGUGAUCUCAGAGCACUUCAUUCCAGCAAUUGUGAAUGGGAAUCCACACAGUAGUAGAACAGCUCGCAGUUGCUGUUGCGGCUCCUGUCCUUGACCUGUAUCUGGCCGGCCUGGUCCCCACUGGAAUCCAGGGACGCCACCCACACUGCUAGAUAUACACAGAAAUGCAAAAUAACCUACCCCUCAUACAAAUACAAACAGCCCACACACAAACACACAAUCCGCUUAAACGCAACACCACUAACAAUCCACAUACAUGCACACAACCCCACAUGCAGCCUCUCACAUGCAAUACCCCAAACAGCCCCCACACACUACCAAACACACAAUGUGACAUAUCCAUCCACACACACACAAUUCCACAAGCAGCCCCCAUACAUAGCCCACAUUCAUAUGUAUCAUACACGAUAUCAUAAACUACUCAUGAACAUAUACAAUGUAAUAGCUCAAAUAUGCACAAAUACAACGAUACAAAGCAAUUACAGUAAAAAUAACACAAGCAGAAUACGGCAGCAAACACACUUCAAUUUAAAAAAAAAUAGGACCGGCACGCUACGGGACAUCACAAUCCUAUAUCGGCACAGUGCUGCUAAAAGGUUGCCUACCCCUGCCCUAAAGCCUAGCUCCUCAUUUCCUAAUGAGAAAGUUUAGCCUUCUUAUCCUUCUAAAGGGUUUGGCGAGCUCAAACUAUGAAAUAAGAUGCUGUAACUGUUGAUUAGGAGGCAAAAGCUGCAGAGAAUAUGACCCUUUUCACAAUUUAAAACCAUUUGUUGAUUGGAGUUGCCAAUAACAGAGCCUCUAAUUCGGAGUGCUUGCAGGACUCCUUUUUAAAACUAGAUUUUCACUGUGAAUAUAGAAGUUAAGCCUUUGACAUUGGAGAUGAAGAUAAAUAAAAUCACAAGUAAAGUUUGACGUUUUAAGGGACAGUCGCCCAGCUCUGUUAAAAGUACAAUACGAUUCCAGACACAAGUGUGAGUGCAAUGUUUAGUUAUACAGUAUUUGAUUUAUUUUAUUUCUCUUCCCACUACCCCCAUAAGUCUACCCUUUUCUACUAUUCUGCAGUGUGUUCCCUUUUGAGUGGGUGUUGCAGUUUAGCUGUUGGCUGACACUUGAUAUGUAACUCAUAAAAAUCCUUGCUAUACCCAUAACUGAAACUGCCGUGCUGUAGAAAGUCAAGUGACCAUUAGUCACGUGUUAGGUGAAAUGUUGCAGCAAAUGUCUGUAAAUUUAUUUUUUUUCUAGAUGGACAAACACAGAUCCCAGCCCAAUGCAGUCAAACUUGCAAGAACACACAUUCAGGUUCUUCUUCUCUCUACACACUGCAAAUAUAACUUGUUUGCUACUCACAAGCAUGCACACCUGUAGCAAAUGGGUUUUUGUAGGUGGAAAUCACAACUUAUAUACUGCGUAUAUAUCUGUUUACAAUUUAGGUCUUAAUGCACCAUUAUUACGUGUGAAACAUUCCUUUUGUGAAUUGUUAAACAUUCCUUAUUUGAUAUUUGUAAAUAAAAUAAUUUGUUUUUCAGGGAGCCAAUAGAUAAUUUAACACCUGAAGAAAGAGAUGCACGCACAGUUUUCUGUAUGCAACUUGCAGCAAGGAUCCGGCCUAGAGACCUGGAGGAGUUUUUCUCUACUGUUGGCAAGGUAACUGUUCGAGUUCAUAAUGUCAAUGUGUGACUUUCCAUAAAGUAUUGGCUAUGAUAUAGUAGUGUUUUGUUUUGCUAUUUCUCCUGUGACAAAUUCUGUCAUAAUGCAUCACUAUUACGUUUUACCAACGAAAUGGCUCCAUUGGUAGAUGUGCCAUUUGUACUGCCUUUUUUAAAAUUAUUUUUGUAUAUCUUAAUGAGUGAGACAGCAUGUAAAAAUGUCAUAAGCACAAUACACCUGACAGAUAAAUAACAGAACAUUAUACAUAGGACUUCAAGUGGAGCAAGAGGUUUUUUUUGGGGGGGGGUGGUGGCAAUUCAAAAGCUAAACUGAAAAGGUGGUGCCUGAUAAGUUGGCUCCAUAGGUUAACGACUCAAACCCAGGAAUAACUACCCCACACCAUGGAGAGUGUCGAUCAGGUAUAUACAAAUUAAAUGUGGUGGGGGUUGAUAAUGCCCUCAGAAUCUCAAGUGGGCAUGUCUAAAUAGGUGGUUGUACAUGUGAGGAUAGACAACCAGUAGAGGUACAAAUCUGGAGAAUGUCCACCUGAAAAUGAAAUGAGAAUUAAUAGCACAUUAAGCAACAUUGGAAACAUGGUAGAGACCUCAAGUGGCCUUCCAAACUUUGUCAUACUACCACUGCACGUAGUCCGUGUACUUCUGAAGUUUGAGUUAUAUUGAGCUAGUUAACGUACAUCCAAGGAUGGACUAAUAUGUAAGUAUCCAGACUGUGAAAUAUGUUUGUUAUGCUGACAUUGUUAAAAUCAGUCACAGUACACAAACGCACACAGAAAAGGGGUUGGUGGGUGCUCAAUCCUCAGCAUGUCCUGUUAAAGGAACCCUCCUUGCACCAUUAUAACGCAAUACUAGAAAGAGAGGGCCCUAAAAUAAAUUGUGUACUCUCUACUUUCCAGUGGAUCUGCAGCAGAAAUUUGAAAGCAGUGCAUCUUUUUAUUCAUUCUCUAAAAUACCUUGUGGAAUUGGAGUAUGUGUUUUUGUUUUUUUUAAUUCUUAGUUUUCUUGUGCAAUGGUAAUAAAACAGGUAUGCAUUGACAUAUACUAUAUCCACAAACAGUAGGGAGACAAAAGUAGUUUGCAUGUCAAGACAAUCUGCACAAUUUUUUUUUGUAAGAGUAAAAGGAAAAAUAAACGUAAGAUCACAAUAAUGCAUCAGGAAGCACAGGUUUAGGUUGGAUAUACAUGAGUAGUCAUCUGAUGAUUAACGAGAUAUAGCGUGCCUACAUGUAUUAUAAAGUUUAAACCUGACAGACCAAUUAUGCAUAGGACAUGAGGAGUAACCACUAGUGGUAACAUUUGAUAACAAGAAAACACCCUUAGCUAGGCUGAUUAAGUAUGAUAAAAAUAAUGCUUAUAGGUAGACCGUAAUCUGCCCACAAGAUUGAUAAAACACGUUGCCUGAGACGUAUAUUCCAGAGUUUGGCGUUAUAUGGCGAUCUUAAUGGUUCUGCACUAUUUUACUAUGGACAUUAGUCUCAAACUAGGUAUACUGUCUGCACUAAGUAAGUUAUGGGUGUAUAAAAGGUGAGAUGUCCUAGUAAUAGAGUGAUAGUCUGCGAGAUACAUAUUAAAAGGUUUGUAGAUAUGUUUAGUGCUUGCUGGUUAAUAAGUUAAUUAACUGCUGGGAUACAGGCUAACUAAGACGGUAUGGUAUCGCAUUAUAAGAAGAUGGUGUCCAUCAAUAGUAUAGGGGACUCAGAGAUUAGUUGCUUAGUCCUCUGUCCUCAGGGAGUCUCUGGCUCAGCCAAUCCCCAGGUUCAGGGAAACUCACAGGGCACACUAUGGGCAAGUGGUACUUCUGAGUUCCCCCCUGGGGAGUUUCGAUGCUGGAUGAGUGUCCCGUUUGGUGGAGUGGCUGUUCGGGUCACUCCGCCUGGUCUUUACUUGUUCUGGAGGGCCAGAGGUAGGUCGGUAGUAAGAGCUCUUGUACUGGUGGCGUCUGACUGCCCUCCGCCGCUUCUCAGUUUUCCUCUGCUUUGUGGUACGUCGCUUGGUGGGUGGUAAUGUGGCAGUACCUUGUCCAGCGUGUGCUUGGGUUUUAGGGCUCUGUAGCUUGCGGGGUGCCCUCCGGAUGGUUGGGCGGCGGGGCGAGUGCACCUCCGUAUGGAUCUUGUGCCCGGAGUGAGUCUGGCAGGCAGCCUCUGGUGCAUGCUCUUUCUUUUCAUGUGGGGUUUGGGAUGUAGAUUUGCGCUCUAGUCGCCUCUAGAAGGCAGUGCAGCUUUGAUCGAACCGGGCUUCAAAGUGCUGUCUCCAUUGUUGGAGUACCGGGUCUUCUGUAUCGUGUUCAGGAUAUUGCGUGGCGGCCAUCUUUGGUGCCUCGUGUGGCUUGCCGUCGGACUGUAGUUUACCCUGUGGCAGGUAAGUGUGAGCCUCCAGCGGGGACUGGGAUAUCCCCCACCGGUCCAUAGGGGGGGUAGCAGGGGAACAGCAGAGCUGCAAUGCGUUGCUGACCCUCCGUCGGGAGAUCGGCAGCCUCUCCUGGCACUCAGGUUGCUGACCCUGUUAGGCCUCAAAUACAGAUCCCGGUAAGCCGGUGUAAAUUGCUUUGUGUGUGGUAUAAAACUGUUCAGGUUAGCUUAAUUUAACCGCCGGUAGCUCAUUUUAUCUCCCUUUUGGGCUAAUUUGUGCCUUUUAGUCGAGUGAAAGGUUGUGCAGAGCAGGAGCUGUGCUUGCAUGCGUCUGCUCAGCUCUGCGUUCAGGCCCCGCCCCCUGGAGUAUGUGUUUUUAAGUUUGUCGAAUCUGAUGCAUGAGCAUAAUUAGACACUGUCAAUAAAAUACAGGUAAAACUUCCACUAACCUCUCAAAACAUGUUUGAUCUUAAUUUCUAAAAUGUUGUUUUACUCUUAGGUCCGUGAUGUGAGAAUGAUUUCAGACAGAAAUUCCAGACGCUCUAAAGGCAUUGCUUAUGUUGAAUUUGUGGAUGUGAGCUCAGUGCCUCUGGCAAUUGGACUAACUGGGCAAAGAGUGUUGGGUGUCCCAAUCAUAGUGCAAGCAUCUCAGGUAUGAAAAGAACUUAAGUCUGUAUUGUGGUUUGCAGUUACAAUCUCUCAAUACUUGUAUGUUGUGACCCUUUCCAAUAGGAUACCAAUACCAGUCAAUACUAGGCCCUUAUCCCCAUUUUCAAUCUAUAUAGGCUUGAACGGAUGCAAUGGUGACUUGUCUUGGCAGAUAUUUACAGUGGUUGUCAACAUAUUUACAUUUAUUUUGCAGGCAGAGAAAAACAGAGCAGCUGCUAUGGCCAAUAAUCUUCAGAAAGGCACAGCUGGACCAAUGAGGCUCUAUGUUGGAUCUCUGCACUUUAACAUCACAGAAGAUAUGCUGCGUGGAAUAUUUGAACCAUUUGGCAGGGUGCGUACCUGGUGGAGAAAUUAAGCCAGUUUCUUUUUUUCCAAACUAUCUUUCAACCUAGCCUUUAAUAAUUCCAUGGGUAAAGACGAGCCUUUUUCCUGUGUAUUUUUUAACAAUCUGAAAAGGGGUGGAGACCCUGGAAUUCAAUUUAGAUAAUCCACAAAAUAAAACUGGCCGCAUUGUUACUCUAUAGUGAACUGCAUUUCUUGUGUUACAAUCGUAUAGCAUGAAUCCCAAUGGUUUAGUGCACGGUACAUAACUCUGCUUUCUUGACUUACUAGAGCAUGAUUUCAGUAUAGCUCCUUGGAUAUUUAAUGCCAUGUCAUAUUGCUAAUUUGGUAAUUUUUCUCCUUUCAGAUUGAAAGUAUCCAGCUUAUGAUGGACAGUGAGACUGGCCGAUCCAAAGGUUAUGGAUUUAUUACUGUAAGUCACUGAAUUAUGUAGUUUUAUCUCCACUAUUUGAGUGCCUGUGUAGUUGCUAAUCAUUAAUGUUUCUCUAGUUUUCAGAUUCUGAAUGUGCCAAAAAAGCCUUAGAGCAGUUAAAUGGCUUUGAACUGGCUGGAAGACCAAUGAAGGUCGGCCAUGUAACCGAGCGGACAGACGCAUCCAAUGCCAGCUCGUUUCUGGACAGUGAUGAAUUGGAGAGGACUGGCAUUGAUCUGGGAACUACUGGUAGACUUCAGUUAAUGGCAAGACUUGCUGAAGGUAUGAGGCUUUAGAGAACAUACUGUAUACCUUUUUAGUGUGGCUCAUAAACAUAUUGCCUUUUUAAGCACCUUAAAAUAUUCUCUGUAUAAAUGUGACUUUAUUAGUUUUUAUAGUAAUGAAAAUAAACUUAAUUAUUGGCAUAAUUGUAUUUUAACAGGUACAGGUUUGCAGAUCCCUCCAGCAGCACAACAAGCUCUGCAAAUGAGUGGGUCUUUAGCGUUUGGAGCUGUAGCAGGUAAAGUCUGCUUGUUUGUUAAAUAUUGCUUGUCUUUGAAUUAUAUGGGGAGAGUGGGGCACAACAUUGAUUUAUAUUGAUUUUUCAAAACACUAAAUGUCCUUAUUCUAUACAAUGAAAUUGCUGCCAUUUUCUUCUGGUUUUAAGUCACUUAGUUUUAAAGCUGAUACUUGUACAAAGGUUUCUACAAGUCUGAAGAUACCCAAUAAUCUAUUCUGAAACUACUCUAAUCUGCUAUAAAGUGCAGGAGUGGUUGCUUACUUUUUAUUUGAUUAUAGCUUGGGUCGAUCUCAUGCAGUUCUGUAAUAAAAUGCAACCUUUGAUUUCACUUACAUGUUUUAUAACGAUUGAAACUUAAAGUGACACUAUACUCACCAAAACAACUCUAGCUUAAGGGAAGCAGUUUUAGUGUAUAGAUCAUGAUCCUGCAGUCUCGCUGCUCAAAUCCCUGCAGUUUAGACAUUAAAUCCCUUUUGUUUCUGUCCAUGCAGCUCUAGUCAUACCUCCCCUGGCUGUGACACUCCCCAUUCAUGAAAAAAUGAUUUCUCUUUUAAUUAGAUGUAACUUACUUUAAAAGUUCUUAUUGCCUGCUCUCUAAAGUGAACUUUACGCAUACACCGAAUGCUUGUGGGGUCUAGAAAGCUAUUAACAGUGCAGGGGAUAAUUUUUUAAUAGAUUUGCAAUGAAGUAUAAACAUUAGCUGACUCUUUACCGGAAGUGAUAGGAAGGAUGUGCAAGUCACCUGCAGGGAGGUGUGACUAGGGUGCAAACAUAUAGUGAUUUAACUCCUAAAUGGCAAAUAAUUGAGCAGUGACACUGCAGGGAAAUGAUCUAUGCACCAAAACUUCAAUGAGCUAAAGUUGUUUUUAUGACUAUCGUGUCCCUUUAAUAAAACACAAACUUUGACUGUUAUAAUUUCAAGGAAAUUCCAUCCUGCUCAAAAAAUAUUCUAAAACUUCGCAAGCAUUUGCCACACCACUGCCAGUGAAACAAUCUCCUUUCGGGGGGCCCUUGCAGUUUAUGAUAAGACCCCAGACCGUGACAAAGCUGCAGUAAAUCACACCAGACAUUAAUUGUGCAAAUAAGUCAUCAAACUAAUAUUAAUGUGAAGUCAAAAUCUGUUCAUUUAAAUUUAUUUUUUACCUUCCCUUUAUCUAUUUAGAUCUUCAAUCUAGGAUCUCACAGCAAAGUGAAGGUGAGUGUUAUUUCUACGAAGAUAUUUUAUAUUGUGUUUUUAUUUUUAAUGAAUUUACCAUAUUGGUGGUGUAAAGUGUUUUCCAUGAAAUUACAGCAGAAAAAAAGGUACUGAAAUAAUUUGAGUACCAACUUCCAGAAAGGCAGUGUAUAGCAUUUUAUUCCUUUUUUUUUUUUUUAAAUGAUGGUAUACAUCAUGUGAAUGCAAGCAUAUCCCUGCCAGUGUAUAGAUGGGCUGUGGUAAAAUGCAUUGAGAAUUUUUAUUUUUUAUUUUUUUUAAUCUCUUCUCCUAAUCUUUUACACGGUUGGAAAAGGAAAUGUUAAUAAACAACCUUUUUAGGCUUGUUUUUGUUGUAAUUAAAUAGUUUUUUACAUUUUUUACAGCACUUGCUGCAGCUGCCGCAUCCGCUGCUGCCAUCUCAUUAACAGCAACUACUCUCCCAGCUGCACCAGCUGCUCAGCCUCUUGCUACCCAGUGCUUUCAACUGUCAAACAUGUUCAAUCCUCAAACGUAAGUAGAACUUUUUAGCCACAAUUUAUGGUGCAACAUUAAAUGUAAUAUUUAGCUACACUAGCUGAUGAGACCUUUUCUAUUAUCCUUGCCAAGCAUAUCAAAUGCAGACAGGUAUAGUUAUAUUAGUUACCCACCUGUCAGCUUAAAAUUAUUUGAAAUUUUGCACGUUGUAAUGUCUACAGCACAGGCAGGGCCGUAAUCGGUCACUACAUGGUGGCGUGCUAACUCUACAUUAUAAAACACUAAAGCUCCCUUGCAACUGGUGGAACUAUAAGCUGCAUGUUCUGUAUUUGCUACGUCAUGAUCAUUAAUGACUAGCCUAGAGUUAGACCAAGGGUAGACAAGAAGUAGCACUUUUUUCGGUUUUGUGCCUUUUCAAUGUUCCAUGAUGCUGUGAUCUGACAAACCAUAGGAGGCACUUACACAACAGCUGCAGUGUUUACUCUGGUUCUGAUGAUUCAUGUUUUUAUUCCAUUUGUUCAACACUUACAGAGAAGACGAACCCGGGUGGGACACAGAGAUUAAGGAUGAUGUUAUUGAAGAAUGCAACAAACAUGGAGGAGUUGUUCACAUUUAUGUAGACAAGAAUUCACCUCAGGUAUGUUUUUGUGCUCCUCCCCAUUGUAAUUUUAGACAUUGAUUCAACGCAAAAUAGCUGUUAAUAAAGGCGCAAUAAUUAGUCCAUAAAUGGUUAUGGGUUUUUUGUGCUAUAACAAGUUGCUGGCUUGUUUUGCUUCAGGCCAUUACUUGUUGGGAAAGUAAGAGUGUAUAUUGUGUAGAAUUCCACAUUUAUUUAUUUUUUCAGCCUUCAGAAAUGAACACAGUAAAUUUUACUUAGCUGCAAAUUGCACGUUAAUGGUGAAAGACUACUUGUUUAUGAAAAUUCGAAAUUUGACUAGAGUGAUGAAUAACAUUUUGGUGGCAAAAACUAUGCUACUCUUUAUGAAGCUAUGCCAAUAAUUCCAUUGACUGAUGCUGCUGUCUGUUUUUAACUUUCCCAUUUUUUUAACAGGGCAAUGUGUAUGUGAAAUGUCCAACCAUUGCGUCUGCAAUUGCAGCAGUUAACGCUCUUCAUGGGAGGUGGUUUGCUGGUGAGUUAACAGAAACAAAACCCUUCCUGCAUUCAUUGUAAUAUAGUUCAAUAUAUAGUUUUAAUGUAUUUUUCCUUUUUCACAGGCAAGAUGAUUACUGCUGCAUAUGUUCCACUCCCAACCUACCACAGCCUUUUCCCUGAUUCAAUGACAUCAACUCAGCUUCUGCUCCCUGUUCGCCGAUGAAUUUCACAUAAAACCAUUUUGUACAUAGCAUUUUUUAUUUUAUUUUUUUUGCUUUUUUUUUUAUUUUUAAUUUUUUUUGGAGAGAGCAAAUUGUCCAACUUGUCAUUUUAUUUAGAUUGAGGUGUAAAGGAAAUGUGUACUGUCAUUUUGUGUAACAUAAUACUCGAAAUAAAGAUUGAAUGCAGUAUAUUGGCUUAAAGCAUUCAAACAUAAUUCCCUGUCCUAACUUACUGUCAAAAAGAAAAAAUGCUCACCCUGGACUGUAGGGGUUUAAUUGUUAAUUGACAUUUCAUUUUUAAUGUCCCUCCACAAUGAAUUCGAAGAAUCUGUAAAAAGAAAACUCGGUUGGAGUAGUUGUUACAGAGUGUUUGAACUUGUAUAAAGACUAAUCUAAAAGGAAAUCUAAACCUUGGGAAUGGGGAGCACUGAGGCAUAAAUUGGAAUUAGAAUUUUAAAGCAUUGUGUUUAGGUUCAGUUAUGUACCACAGUUUCUUUUGUACAUAGUGUCAUGGUGUCUGUAAAGUACCAAACAAAUUUUUCAACUGUAUUUCCAGACUCUAAACACAGUUGUUCAGAGCCGGGAAAUGCAGUGACAUUUUGGAUGGUUGCAUAUAAUCUUUUUUGCUCCUUUUUAAGCUCUGUGAGCUCUGGUUAUUUUUUUUUUAUUUGGUGUGUUUGAAAAGACAGCUUGAUAUUUCUAUCAAACAACUUUCAUAUUUCAACUAUCUUUGUAAAGAUGCUAUCUCAAAUAAAAUUUCUUUGGAAAACGGUGGUAAUUUAAAGUUGUAGUCUUGGUUACAUUCUUAAUGUUGUAGUGCUGGCUUUGCCUAUUCUCUGCUUUAUUACAAAGCUCACUACAUUGGAUAAUGUACAGAUUUUUUCUUUGUGCGUUUCCCUUUUUGUGAUUACUUUAUCUGCAUUUAUUUAUAAAAAUGUUCCAACUAAAUGUUUUCUACACAUGCCUUGGAAUUUAUUGGUGGUAGAUAUUCCUUUCCUCUGCACAAAUGACUUCUGUGAAG